Caretta caretta (loggerhead turtle) is the source of this 2624-nucleotide messenger RNA. RefSeq names its product SUMO specific peptidase 3 (gene SENP3). Gene Ontology annotation, cellular component: nucleus. Gene Ontology annotation, molecular function: deSUMOylase activity. Lineage: Eukaryota; Metazoa; Chordata; Testudines; Cheloniidae. The record is from RefSeq and is a predicted model, not a curated record. Gene Ontology annotation, biological process: proteolysis; protein desumoylation.
GCCAUUGGGCGGCGCCGGCGGCUCCUCGGUCCUGGGAGGCGGCGGCGGCGGCGGCGGCGCAGGGAGCCGGAGCGAGGCCCCGCUCUCCGGGGGGGGCACGUCGGAGCCAUGAAGGAAACCAUCCAGGCCAAGAAGCUGUGGGGCCCCAGCCCUGGGCUCCGUGAGCCCCCGAGGCGGGAGAGGCUGCGCCUGGCGUCCCAGGACUGGGAGGAGCCCCAACCCCCGGCCCCCAAGCAUGGCGGCUGCUUCGAAGGCGGGCGCCGGCUGGCCUACACCAAAGAGCAACCCCCGGGCUUCGACAGUGAGGAGGAAGGCCACGCCGGCGACUGGGACUUGCCUCGCGUCGCGGGCUGGGCCCGGAGCAAAACCACCGGGGAGAAGGUGGCCAGGAGCGGAGGCCCGGACUGGCCCUUCGCCGGGGGGCGGCCGCCGCUCCUGGGGGCCAGCAGGCGGCGCUGCCAGCUGCGACGGCGUCAGCGGGCCCGGCGGGCUUUCCGCAUGCUGCUGUAUUCCAAAUGCUCCUCCCUGGCCUUCCCCUGGAAGCUGUGGGGCAAGCUGGCCUGCCGGGGGCGCCGGCGGGGCAGCGCCAAGCGGACUCGCUCCUCCCUCUCGCCCGGCUCCCAGCCCGACGACGACCUGAAAGGCUGCCCCCUGGAGGAGGAGGAGGAGGACUGCCAGGGCGGGGCCAAGCCAGGGCCCUGCCCCUUGCGCUUCCGGCCCCGCCCCUCGCCCCGAUUGGACUACCACCUGGGCGGGGCCUUCGCCCCCUCGCCCCCCCGGCUCACCCUGCUGGGGGCGCUGAUGGGCGAGGAGCCCGGCUCCUCCCCGUACCCGCAGUAUGCCCAGCUGCAGCGGGCGGACGGCGCCAUGGAGGUGGGCGGGGAGGACGGCGCCCGGCUCCCGGCAGAGCGGUCGCCCCCCGGGAGCAGGAGAGAGGCGCCCACGCUGGACGGGGACCCAGGCCCCGCGGGCGCCCUGCCCAACGGCUUCGCCUCCCUGGCCCCCGACGGCGACCUCGGAGCCCUGGCUGCCGCCUCCUCGGACCCCAGCAUCGUCAUCAGCAACGUCUGCAGCAUCGGCGGGGCCCACGCGGUGGAGGAGUUCUUCCGGGCCAAGGAUGGGCCCGGAGGGCCCCCGAGAGAGGCGCCGCCCGGGGAGAAGGCAGCACAACUCAGCCCCUUGCGGGAGGAACACGUCACCUGCGUACAGAGCAUUCUGGAUGAGUUCCUUCAGGCCUACGGCAGCCUCAUCCCCGUCAGCACCGAUGAGGUGGUGGAGAAGCUAGAAGACAUUUUCCAGCAAGAGUUUUCCACGCCACAGAGGAAGGGCACGGUGCAGCAGCUGAUCCAGUCGUACCAGCGGAUGCCGGGCAACGCCAUGGUGAGGGGCUUCCGGGUGAAUUACAAGCGCCACGUGCUGACCAUGGACGACCUGCAGACGCUCUACGGCCCCAACUGGCUCAAUGACCAGGUCAUGAACAUGUACGGGGACCUCGUCAUGGAUACGGUGCCAGACAAGGUCCAUUUCUUCAACAGUUUUUUCUACGAUAAGCUACGAACGAAGGGGUACGAGGGGGUGAAACGCUGGACCAAAAAUGUGGACAUCUUCAACAAGGACCUGCUGCUCAUCCCCAUCCACCUGGAGGUGCACUGGUCCCUGGUCUCCGUGGACGUGAGGCAGAAGAGCAUCACCUACUUCGACUCCCAGCGGACGCUCAACCGCCGCUGCCCCAAGCACAUCUGUAGGUACCUCCAGGCUGAAGCAGACAAGAAGGAUCGGCCGGACUUCAGAGAUGGCUGGAGGGGCUCCUUUAAGAUGAACGUGGCCAGGCAGAAUAACGACAGUGACUGUGGAGCCUUUGUCCUGCAGUACUGCAAGUUCCUGGCGCUGGGCCGGGCGUUCACCUUCACCCAGCAGGACAUGCCGAAGCUCCGGCGACAGAUGUACAAGGAGCUUUGCCACUGCAAACUCAGCGUGUGAGACGCCCCCCCCCCGCACCCACCUCUUCCCCUUCCGGAUGCGGCCACGCGGACACCGCCUCCUCCCCCACUCUGGGGGGGGCACCCUGAACCCCAGGACGGGCAGCGGGAAGGGGCAUUAACUCUGUAGCAUUGGAACUGUUCAAGCCGGGGUGAGGGAGGCAGCUAAUCCCAGCUCCCUCCUGCCCCCGCCAACCAGACUUUUGGGGGACCGUUUUUACUUGGGGGGGGGCAUCCCCCUCUCCCCCGGUUCUGUAUUUUUUUCAUAUUUAAACCCAGUUUCCCUUGUUACAUAUUUGGAGUGGGGGGGUCAUGGUAAAUACACCCCCUACCCCUGAAUUUUGGGGAGACACCGGCUUUGGGGGGAGGGGUGUCACUACGGGGGCGGGGGGAGAAGGAGCCAUUUCUACCCAGACCUCGGGGAAGGGGGGCAGAGGGGAGAUGACGUUGGAAUCUCUACCCCCACCUUUUCUUCUCCCAUGGGUUAUUUGUGUUAGUGAAGUUGUAUGUUGGGGGGGUGGGGGGGGGACACAAGUUUAUACACUGGGCUGUGAGAUGAGAAGCUUUUUUUUUUAUAUAUAUAUAUAUAUAUAUAUAAUGCGGCGGGAAAUUGUUCUGGGCAAUAAACUUUGUUUCUUUGGAGAA